Molecule: messenger RNA, 1674 nt
Organism: Penicillium canescens
Lineage: Eukaryota; Fungi; Ascomycota; Eurotiomycetes; Eurotiales; Aspergillaceae
Product: putative PB1 domain protein
Exons: 5
Coding region: 1-1674 (557 amino acids)
Molecular function (GO): protein binding
Source: RefSeq, a predicted model, not a curated record
AUGUCACUGAAACAAGAAAUCGAGACUUGGGUACAGGCCCUAGACGCCUACGACAACCAAGAAUUUGAGGAGUCCUUGCGGUUCUUUGACCAGAUCGCCGAUACAUCAAAGAUCUUGUUCAAUUGCGGGGUGAUUUAUGCGACUUUAGGCGAGCACUAUAAAGCGGUAGAAUGCUAUCAACGUGCUGUCGGCUUAGACCGGUAUCUAGCGAUUGCUUACUUCCAGCAAGGCGUGUCCAACUUCUUGCUCGGGGACUUUGAAGAAGCAUUGGCCAACUUCAAUGACACUCUGCUGUAUCUGCGAGGAAACACUUCAAUUGACUAUGAGCAGUUGGGUCUGAAGUUCCGUCUCUUCUCCUGCGAGGUCUUGUUCAAUCGAGGACUCUGCUAUAUCUACCUUCGGCAGAUGAACCCAGGUAUUCAAGAUCUUGAAUAUGCGUCGAAGGAGAAAGUCACGACAGAUCAUGAUGUGAUUGACGAUGCGAUCCGUGAGAACGCAGAUGGCUACACGGUAUUCUCAAUCCCAGUUGGGACUCUCUAUCGUCCUAAUGCAGCAAAAGUCAAGAACCUCAAGACGAAGGAUUACCUCGGCAAGGCUCGACUGGUCGCCGCAUCUGACCGUAACCAAUCAUCAGAUCACCAAUGGAAGCCAAUGGUCAUUGAUAAAGCAGCACUCCAAGGUCGUGAAGGAGUAUCUUAUGCUGCAACCAACCUGGUACACAAAAACCUCAGCAGCCGCACCCGUCAGCACUCCGAGCCCCCUCUAAACCGUAACGUAUUCCCACCAACACCACCACCAGAUGACCGAUCCGUCAGCACGGCCUCGGGCUCAGGAAGCCAUUCAGUGUCAGGCCACCACCGAUCAUCAUCCCUCCGAAACGUGCGCCCACCACGCCUAGACCUAGACCGAACAGGUGCCAGCCUAGACCGACGCCAAGAGCAACCGCCCACCGAGAAACCCCGAAUAGGCACAACACGCACAGCAUCCGAGCCUCGCGGGCCCUCCUCCAAGCAAAGCAACAUCCGCGGCUUCAGCCAAGAACCCAGCCGCCAAUGGACCCAACAACCCAGCCACAGACGAAACUUCAGCGACACAAACACAAGCACUACCUUCCCCCCGGACCAGGAAUACGGGCACUGCGAUCCGUACGACCCCUACACAAGCCAACAACGCAACCUAGCAAACGCAGGCUGGGGCCGCGGCUCCCGCCACCAACCACCCCAAUACAUCGACGAAGAAGAAGAAUACGGCAGCGACGCAUGCGACGCAACUACGCUUAAUGACGGAUCCUUCGAGCUGGUCAACACAGCCACAGCCCCCGGCGGCUCAUCCCAACAACGACGCACACGCUCGCCAACCCGCUUCUCUCGCCAUGCCAAUCCCCGCAGACCGGAGAUCCAGAAAUUCCGCACGAAGGUCCAUGCCCCCGAUGAUACGCGGUACAUCAUGAUUGGGCCGUCGAUUGAGUUUGCGGAGUUUGAGAAUCGCAUUCGGGAGAAGUUUGGCUUUAAGUGUCCGCUUAAGAUGAAGGUGCAGGAUGAUGGGGAUAUGAUUACGAUGGUUGAUCAGGAGGAUUUGGAUUUGUUGUUCACUUCUGCGAGGGAGGUUGCGAGGAGGGAGGGGAGUGAGAUGGGGAAGAUGGAGAUCUGGGUUGAAGAGCGCUCGAUGAUUUGA